CCAGUGCGCUCGUUGUACGUCCUGGGGCCUGUUCCAGUGAGCUGUGGGCUGCUCCAGACUCACAACAGCUCGGCUCGACGCACCAUGUUUCCAGCCUGUUUCUGCGCCCUGCUCUCGCUUCUUCUGCGCGGUGGGUGCGCGUCUCGCCCGCUGCUUGUGAUCUUGAUUGACGGAUUCCGUUAUGACUACAUGGACGCACUGGACACGCUGCCGGGCUUUAGGGAGCUGCAGCGGCGCGGGGUCACCGUGGACUACUUGACACCGGACUUCCCCAGUCUGUCGUAUCCGAACUACUACAGUCUGAUGACAGGCCGACACUGCGAUACCCACCACAUGUCAGGGAACUACAUGUGGGAUGAGGCCUCCCAGAAGGAGUUUCUGAUCGGGACCAACCCAGACAGCAGGCUACCUCUGUGGUGGGACGGGGCUGAGCCGCUGUGGGUGACUGCUGAGAAGAGGGGCAGAAGUGUCUUCAUGUACUACUGGCCCGGCUGUGAGGUGGAGAUCCUGGGAGUGAGACCGGCCUUAUGUGAGGAGUAUAUUUACAACCCGUCCAUCCAAAACCUGACCCACUCCAUAGAAAGUGCUCUAAAUGCAAUCAGUUUGGGGAAGGCCAACAUGGGGGCUCUGUACUAUGAGAAGAUUGACGUGGAGGGUCAUCACUUUGGGCCUGACUCACCUGAGGUCAGUAGGGCCGUGCAGGAGCUGGAUGGGGCCAUGCAGGCGCUCAGCCGCAGCAUCACGGAGAAAGGCCUGGAGGACAAGUUGAAUGUGGUGAUGUUCUCUGACCAUGGCAUGACUAGGAUCCAGUGGAUGGACAAAGUCAUCGAGUUGGAUAAGUACCUAAACAUGUCAGACAUCACCAAGUUCAUGGACCGUGGCCCUGUGGUCAGCCUCUGGCCCAAAAGGGAUAAGCAGGAUCAGGUGCGUGCUGCUCUGGGGAUUGUCCCUAACAUGCGAGUGUACAGUAAGGCAGAUGUCCUGGAGCGCUUCCAUUAUGGCGGGGGUAGGUUUGUGUCCCCUCUGACGCUGGUGGCUGAGCCGGGCUGGUUCAUCAUCCAGAACAAGAGCGUGCUGCCGUACUGGAAGAACGAGAGCUCGGGGCCGGCACUGGGCUGGCAGAAUGGGUGGCACGGAUACGACAACGAGUACCUGGAUAUGAGGGGCUUCUUCCUGGCAGCGGGCCCUGAUUUCAAAAAGAAUGUCCGAGCAGCCCCGAUACGCUCCGUGGAUGUGUACAACCUCAUGUGCCGGACGCUGGGCAUUGAGCCGCUCCCCAACAAUGGCUCAUGGUCCCGGGUGGAGUACCUACUGAGUGGAGCGGGCAUAGUGUCGUAUGGCUGGGUGGUGCUUGUGUGCUCCGCUCUGCCAGGGCUGCUGCCACUAAGGUCCUAGCUCACACUUUGUGUGUUUCACUAGAGGGAGCUGUGCCACUAGUCCAAGUACAGGCAAGUUGUACUUAAGCAGGAUUUAAAGCUGCAGUAACAAACUUUUUUUAGUAAAUGAGUUGGUAUUGUAACAAUACUAAAAUUUCAAACUUGAUUUUGAUACUAAGCAAUAGACUAGAUACUCAAUACCGAUACCACAAUGAUGAAUAAAAACACACUGUAGACAAUAGAAUGUGAUUUUCAACAUUGAACCAUUGUACAUACAAUGUGGUAUUAUGUCAGUUGUUCAGAUAGGCUCGAACACUUUGCCCCACACCCUCCUAUUGGUCAGCCUCUGUUACAAAGUGAGUGACGGGUGGAUUUAAACAAACAACAAAGUGUAAAAUCGAAGUAACAAAUUCCAUGAAAGGUGAUGAAAUCAAACUUGUGAUCUUGACUCCAGAAAAUAGUGAUCUUAAUUUUUUUGCCAUUUUUUCACAUAUAGCCUGAUCUAUACCUCCCAUAGAAUAACAAAGGGACAUAUUGCCCUAUGCCUCCCAUAGAAUUACAAAGGGACAUAUUGCCCUAUGCCUCCCAUCGAAUUACAAAGGGACAUAUCGCCCUAUACCUCCCAUAGAAUUACAAAGGGACAUAUCGCCCGCCCUAUACUUUCCAUAGUGGGACAUGAAAUGAAAUGUAGCACCUUUCAGUUGGAAAAAGCAAAACAAUCAAAGUGAGUUGAAGAUUUGUGAUGUACAUUGGUAAAAUGUGCCUUUUGAGUCUGGAACAGCACAUUUAUGCACACUUCCAUAUAAUACUAGUGCCUAUAUCAAAUAUACAUCAUGUGUUUACAGUGUGGAUAUGUGUGAAUGUGGCUUCUGUGUACAAAGGCUGCACAAUAUAUAGCAAAAAUAUCAUAAUCAGUAUUAAUUAAUUAAUUAUUAAGCAUUAAUUAAUUAAUUAUUUGCAGUAAACAAUUUAGCAGAAAAAACACAACCCCCCUUCCCCCCAAAAAACAAAACUAUAUCACACUGAAAGACAGAAGUCUUCUGCUGAAAGAAAUGUUCUGUAUGUAUGAAUGUAUAGUUUUGUUAGUAAUGCUGUGAAUAAAUUUGUUAUUUUGUGAGCUGUUGUGUGUUCGUUUCAUGGGUUGUAGAGGAGAGUGAGUGCACCCAUGACGUUUAAAGUUUAAACUGUGUGUAAAAGUCUCAGAAAGAGUUUUGUCAGAGUCACAGAGUACAGUCCUGAACAGUAUAAGCUUGCUCUCAAAAGCCCUUUCUCUUUGGGCAUUUGUUUAGGAGGUGCCAGCAGACCUCCUCCAUGGUCAUACAACAAGACUUCAGCCAAAAGCCAAGUGUUGGAGAAGGAAUCAUACCAGCAACCUUUGUGUCCAGGCGAAUCUUGUAUGAAAAUAGGGGCAUCCAUACAACUGAAUUACACUGAUGCACUGCUCUAUAGACCAUUCACACAUGUACACACUGGUGCACCAGCAGCAAAGUUGCGUCCUUAGGCAAGAUACUUCACUACAUUGUUUAGUAUGAAUGUGGUGAUGCUUGGCUGGAAUCCAGAAUACACACUUCUUUAAUAAUAUCAUUCUGGGUUUGCCCUUAUGUGAGUGUUGGUGGUGGUUGGAGGGGCCGAUGGUACAGAAUGGCCGCUCAUUUCCAGCAGUGCCAGGGCAGCUGUGGCUGCAUUAGCAUAAUGAGUGAAUGAUGGACAAAAUGGUGACUUUUAUUAUUAUUAUUAUUAUUAUUAGGGCAGAGCCUGUGACCAUGUCCCGGCGAGGGACUCAUUAAAACCGCGUCUGGAGCAUGGAAAAUGGCAAAAAUCAAGUAAACACGCCUCGACAUGGCAGUGAGUGGUGUCAAAAAUUAGAACUUGAUGAGCUCUAAUUGUCACAAAGGACCCCGAGAAAAAAUAGCGAAAGACGACUCGGUAGCGCCACCUCAAACUUAGAUUUUCAUGGGGCCAAUGGGAGCCCGACUUGGAAAAAAGUCGACGUAAAAAUCCGAAAGUCACAUCCAAAAAGAGGAAAUGUCAGUACGUGACUAAAAUGAUAUUAUGGCCCCGCCCUAAAAUGUACAGGAAGUUGGCCAUAUUGGAUCAAACCCGGGAAUGACAAAAGUGCACACCCUCACAUUCAGCACAUUUCCUUGCACAGUUUUCAUCACAAAAACUUCAAAUUUGGCCAAAAUUAAAGAUUAUCAAUUACAUUUUGAAUAUGACUUUGGGUGUGGUCAGGGUGAAUUUUCAACAAAAUCGCACAUUUUUAAAUAUAAAAAAAAAAAAUUGACUUUCACACAUUUUUUGUUGGGAAAACGCUAAUACAGCGUAUAUGCACAUUUGUGAGCUGAACGCAAUGAUAUGAAAAUCAAUGCACUCUCUCACAAAAUGGCUCUCUAGCGCCCUCUUCAAUUUUCAUUGUCUUCUGAAUUUUUGAAAAUCGAUUUGUCGUGGACCUGUGAAAAAAUUCACAGGGGCCUCAUUUGUGAUGGGGCACAAUGUGAGAAAGUCACAUGACUGUAGCUCUUAUGGUUUAGGAGAAAAAUAAUGGGUGGAAAAUGCGUUUUCAUUAUUAUUAUUAUUCUUAUCGGAUUGAAGCCACUUUUGACCCCCUGAACGUUAACAAAAAGUCAAUUUUAUUGCACCCAAAAUUCAAGGUUGGUGAAAAAUUUGUUAUUUUGAUGUUCAAAAAAAAUUAACGUAUAAAAAUGACUCAAUAGCCCCACCUCAAAAAUCAAAAUACAUUACGGCAAUGAGAGACCUUUUUCAUAGGUAGACAAAUGAAAUUUGGUACAAACAUAGAACAUGGCAAGACAAGUAAAUAAUUAUAUUAUGACACCACCCAAAACCCUACAGAAAGUCGGCCAUUGUGGGCGGAACCCCAUUUUUUCAAAAUUUUACCUCUCACAUUUGGAUUUUGUGCGCCAUGGAUUUUCAUUCAAGAAACUUGCAAAUUGGUGAAAAUGAACUAGCCCCAUGUGGGAUUAUAGGGAACUGUCUUGUAUUUUUCUACGUCAUAAAAUGUGGGUGUGGCCAGCAAUCAAAGAAUAAAACAAUAUUUUGAAGUGUUAAAGUGAGCAUAACUCACACAUGCAGUGUCCUAUUUCCCGGCAUUGAUAUACAUUUUGUUUAAAAUCUUGAUCUGCAUGAAAUUAUAUACAAUUUACAUAUGUCAGAAUUGUUUUUGUUCCACAGUGCCCCUUGAACUUUUGAAUUGGACCAAAAAAUUACUUUGACAUAAACAUUUGAAAUUGGGCAUGGACAUUUGGCUUGGCAAACUGAACAAAAAAAGCCAAUGAGAACAUACCUCUAUUUGCAAUUAUGUUACCAUGGUAACAUAAUAAAUGUGUCAUGAAAAAUGAAUGGGGUUCAGAGUACUGCACUUUGUUGUAGACUAAAUAGAUGUUCUACACUAGAGGUGUCAAACUAAUUUUCACCGAGGGCCACAUCAACAAAAUGAUCGCCAUCGAGGGCCAGAUGUAACUGUGCGGCAGGAUAAAUGUCACCAAAUGUAAACAAAUGUCAUGUAAAAAUAAAUGUAACUACUUUUAAACUUGUU
Messenger RNA from Periophthalmus magnuspinnatus, 4929 nucleotides. RefSeq names its product ectonucleotide pyrophosphatase/phosphodiesterase 6 (gene enpp6). The record is from RefSeq and is a predicted model, not a curated record. The transcript is spliced from 8 exons. NCBI's taxonomy places the organism in Eukaryota, Metazoa, Chordata, Actinopteri, Gobiiformes, Gobiidae. Bases 85 to 1395 code for a protein of 436 amino acids.